Molecule: messenger RNA, 1461 nt
Organism: Brenthis ino (lesser marbled fritillary)
Lineage: Eukaryota; Metazoa; Arthropoda; Insecta; Lepidoptera; Nymphalidae
Source: the annotation of a GenBank genome assembly
AUGAUAACCAAGAUAUUCGGCUUGUCCUCGUUGCGCUUGGAUGACGACGCGUCCUUUUAUGCUCUGGUAAUAGCGAAUAACCUAGACAUGUCUUACAUAGCUCAAUCAUUUCCAACGGUGCUGGCUAACAGUACGGAGCCAAUACAAGUGAAGGACGUGUGUCUGGAGGCUGAUGGGUGUCGCACAUCCCCGAACUGGAACGAUUUUCUCGGGCUUGGAAUCCGGGACACAAUAAUAACACACGGUCUGCAUUAUGGGUCACCGAUCGCGUGGAGAGGUGCACAACGUUUGUGGAGGGCCUUUCGCGGAACACCUGCUGCAAUGGGGGCCUACGGGGGCGUGGCAACAAACGCCGCGCGAGAACUACCCAAUGUGGCCGUCAAUCUACUGGGUUCAUCAACAUCUUUAGCUUUAACUGGCGUAUACGAACUGGCCCCUCUGGCUGCCGCUCCUGCUGGGGCUGCAACUGGUAUAGUGGUGCAAUCAUCACAACGUGGAACCUCCACGGCAGAAGGGUUACUGGCAACAUCCCGUAUGUGGCGUUCAACUCCAAACUUAUUACCCGCAGCUAACGAACUAAUUUCCGCGGGGGGGCUAGCAUCGGUGAGGAUGGAAGCGGCUGGUGUGGCUUCAGGGGUAAGGGUGGUUUCUAGAGCUGCAAAAACAACGAGAGUAUGGAGUGGGUUAACCAAACUAUUUAGGGCAAUCCGUGUGAGGCGGGAGGUGCCAUCCAACAACACCACAUCCUUCAGUCUCAGAGAAAGAAGAUCCCCAUUGGGAAGGCCAUUGGUCGAGGACACAAUACAGCCUACCGCCUUACUCAACGUUUCGGCCACCGCAGCUAAAACAUUCAGAACUUGUUGCCAUCCACAAUACACCGUGCCGCCGAGGAACGGAUCGUUGCCUAAGUGGAUCCGAAGCAAACGUGGACUAUGGACUGGAAUUCAUAAGAUUGCGGCGGGUAUACCUAGUUGGGUAUAUCCCUCAGUCUCAUCUGCUGCACUAUGGGUGGUCCAUGGUAACCCUGAAGAGCUAUCUGCAGUACAAUCUGCUCAAGACUCUGCAGAACAACCUGCGGAAGAACCUGCAGAACAACCUGCGGGAGAACAACACGCAAGACAACAAUCUACGAUACAUCUAUCGCAUGUUUUAAGAGCACCAAAUACAUCCAAUUCAUGCAUUGUCUUUGGUUGCCAAGAUCAGUCGCGCUAUCGAGUUCCUAAACACAUGAAAAUACGUCUGCUACAUGAAAACUAUUAUGUACCGCCUGCAGCACGAAUAUGCCAAGAACAUCUGCAAUUGAACGACUUUGAAGUUUUAUUGUCAGCAAAUAACAUAAGCCAUGAUUUCAACGAGGACCAAAUCAUGGACAUGAUGAAUAUUUUAAAAUCUGCUCAUCAGGUCAUCGGAAGACUGGAUUUUGAAAAUAUAGAAAAUAUGGAUCCUAACGAACUAUAUUUU